This is a messenger RNA of Caenorhabditis briggsae, 381 nucleotides long. NCBI's taxonomy places the organism in Eukaryota, Metazoa, Nematoda, Chromadorea, Rhabditida, Rhabditidae. The record is from RefSeq and is a predicted model, not a curated record. Bases 1 to 381 code for a protein of 126 amino acids. The transcript has 2 exons.
AUGUCAUCUCAGAAUUUCAGAAUCUUAGAAUCUCAGAAUCUUAGAAUCUCAGAAUCUCAGAAUCUCAGAAUCUCAGAAUCUCAGAAUCUCAGAAUCUCAGAAUCUCAGAAUCUCAGAAUCUCAGAAUCUCAGAAUCUCAGAAUCUCAGAAUCUCAGAAUCUCAGAAUCUCAAAAUCUCAGAAUCUCAGAAUUUCAGAAUCUCAGAAUCUAAGAAUCUCAAAAUCUCAAAAUCUAAGAAUCUCGAAAUUUCUGAUCAAUCAGUUUCUUAAAUGCUUUAAACAGUUUACCUCGUAUUUCCAACAAAAUGUAUACCGUACACACUCUAAACAGGGUUCCACCCAAUCUGUCAACUUUAAGUCAAUUUAUCUCAGUUUCUCGUAA